CGGUCUCGCUACCAAGCCUCUUGUUUUCUCUUCUUCUUUUUGCUAUUUGUCCGGCGAAACCUUGUCUCUCUUUUGUUAUAUGUUGAGUGAGGGGAAGCAAGGCUGUCGAAAUUCAAGGUUUUUUACCCUACCUAUUCUUCUCUAGUCAUUCCCGCCUACGGUGCUUUUUGGUGCCGACACCGGCUUUCACAAUGAAGGCAAUUCUCCAACGUGUGCUCUCUGCGUCUGUGACGGUGGAAAAGGAGCUGGUGUCGUCGAUUGGCCGAGGCGUGCUGGUGUUUGCGGCGGUUGCGCCUGGUGACACGGAAAAGGAGGCCGAUUCACUCGCCAACAAGGUGGUCAAGAUGAAACUUUGGGAUGACGAGGAAGGAGGACGAUGGAAAAGGAGUGUAACAGACAUUGAGGGCGAGGUUCUAUGCGUAUCUCAGUUUACCCUGCUGGCAAAGACGAAAAAGGGCACCAAACCAGAUUUCCAUGGCGCGGCAAAUCCCGAAGAAGCCAGUCGGCUGUAUCACUACUUUGUGCAGAAGGUCAAGGAUCUUUACCAGGUGGACCGAGUCAAGGAUGGGAAAUUCCAAGCCAUGAUGGAGGUUGCUCUUGUUAAUGAUGGACCGGUUACGUUGGAGCUCCAAGCCGGGGCCCCAGUGUCUGAGAGAUAGCGUGGAACGAAUGAUGGCGACAUGAUGCAUACGAUGAAUGUGAUAGAAUUCAAUACAGUAUAGUAUAUAGAUAGAUGGGUAGA
Molecule: messenger RNA, 742 nt
Organism: Trichoderma virens Gv29-8
Lineage: Eukaryota; Fungi; Ascomycota; Sordariomycetes; Hypocreales; Hypocreaceae
Exons: 5
Coding region: 192-659 (155 amino acids)
Biological process (GO): tRNA metabolic process
Cellular component (GO): cytoplasm
Molecular function (GO): D-tyrosyl-tRNA(Tyr) deacylase activity
Source: RefSeq, a predicted model, not a curated record